This is a messenger RNA of Linum trigynum, 2365 nucleotides long. The record is from the annotation of a GenBank genome assembly. NCBI's taxonomy places the organism in Eukaryota, Viridiplantae, Streptophyta, Magnoliopsida, Malpighiales, Linaceae.
GCAUUUCAAGCUAAUAAUUUUUGAGAAUAAGAAUGGAACGAGAUUCUUACUUUGGCAAAUUGCCGGCGGAGCUACUGGGCAAGAUUGCCGCCGCGCUGCCGCUGAACGAGGCGGCGAGGACAAGCGUCCUCUCCCGCCGAUGGCGGAGUCAGUGGUGGUCGGAAUUGCCGAACACCCACUUCGCCGGCAACAGCACCACCAAGUUCGUGCCCGGCGGUUACCCAGUCUCGUGCUUCGACACCGUGGGUGAAUUCCUGAGCUGGGUCGACCAGGUCAUCCGCCAGCGAGAGCCCUUCCCCCUCCGCCGCCCGACCCGCGCCGUGCGGCGGUUUCGCCGUACCGACUUCUCGAUCGACUCGCUGGGGCUGAAUUUCGAUCCGGAGGAUCCCGAUUACGGAUGGAUCGAAUUCAACAAGGACAGAUCCAAAACCACGGCGCCGUUGGUGGACGGCGCUUGCACCUGCUGCCGCUCCAAAGUCGUGUCUUUUCUAAGCCGCCGGCAGCCACACGGACUCUCCCUGAGCAGGGUUUUGUCGGGAAGAAGGCGGACGGAACUGCUCAAACACUUGACCCUGCGGAACUGCGACAUGGACAUCCUCAGGGCCCAAUUCCAAUUCACCAUCGAAUGCGGAAGCUUUAAGUGUCUGAGUUCCCUGGUGGUUCAAAAGGGGCGGUUGAUAGAGGUGAGAUUCCUUGCCAAGUUUAUAUAUUGUUGCCCGGAACUCCGGGAGUUGACCUUGGAAGACUGCAGCAUCGUCGACGACAGUACACCGACAUACCCCGGUGGCCGGCUGCUCAUCAUGACCGGUACGAUGGUGCGUUUGAGAUUGACUAGAUGCAGUGGGUUCGAAGAGAUUAUGUACUUAUUCGGUCAAGGAACAAGAUAUGCUUAUCCAUCGGCGAUCCACCAGGAGACGGUAGAAUACCACUUUGCUGAUCGGGUCAGAACACCGCCGCUGCCCGAACCGCCCCAGAGACCUGAACUUGAACUUGAGAUGCCACCCUUUAUGAGGGAUGCCUUGUUGAUGCGCAAGUUGCGGUUAGAGAAUGACGUUGAAGAGGAGAUUGAUAUGCCUGAUGAAGAGGAAGUUGCCUUCAACUUUUAUGAUCGAUUUGAUCGCAAUUAGUUUUAAAUUUAUUAGUUAUUAUCAUUAUGUCUCGUGAGAAUUCUUGUUUAAAAUGUAUCAAACCAUAAAAACUGAUUCCCCCAUCAUUAUUUUUUUUUUAUCAUGUCAUUUUAGAUGAUGAUGAUGAUGAUCUGUUUUGGUGAAUUUUGAAUCUGUGUUAUACUAACAUCUUUGGCUGUGGUAGAGGCAAUAUGGACCACAACCAAGAAUUUGCAUCAAUUUUCAUUGACCAGGCAUGGGCAAGAAAAGAAUGGAUGUUGCUGGCAACCAACUUGAACCAAGCUUAUAGGUGAGCCUGAAGAAGUCUGUUGGUUAUAUCGUUGGCCUUCCAGUAUGAAAGCAGCUAUUAUAAAAUUUGAUGCCAAAUGAUCCUGCCGUCAUGGAUCGCUUGGUGCAGUAUACAUGCUAAGUAUUCUCCUUGUGUCUUUCAUUGUUGGAGUUAAUGAGAGCGCAUCUGGGUACAGCAAGCCAUAUAGCACUACUCUGUGAACGUAGGAAAGUCUUUGCAUGAUGUGAGCCUAGUUGCUCAUCUUGCAGUUGUUUAUGUUAAGUAUGAAUCUGCAUUCAAGCUUCCUGACCCUAGUUCUGUUGUGUCUAGUUCAUAGUCAAUGUAUCGUUCUGUUAGAAGCAUCUUGUUGUAAGUUAAUUGAUCUUCUGAGUUCUGAAUACUUUUAGGCAUUAUUGUGUACUCAUCUUCAGGAAAUUUAGUCUCCUAAGUUCCGGUACAGAAUUUCUUUGUCUUUGCUCUUCAAGGUUCUCUAGGUUACUACUGUGUUUCUGCUAUUCAUUCCCCCAGUUUUCUGACGCUAAUUCGUUCUCUCCAGGUAGCACCUCUGCCUCUCUGAUUUAGCGGCGGGACAUCUUAACCUUGCGGGAAGAUAUGGGAGUAUUCCGAGCCUGUGCCAGUUCAUUCACUCGUCUGUGUGGCCUGAAAGUUCAUACAAUGUUGGAUCGGCGGAACAUGGGCUGCUGCACUUACAAGGGUUACUCUAAAAAAUGUUGUUGUCUGAACCUUGUUUGGCAUGAGAUUGAAGGCGAAAGUUUCCCAUGCAGUCUUCCCUUUCAUUUUGAGCUGCAACUCAGCGCGGCCAAACUCAUUGUUUGUUCUGCAAUAAAUUCGUUCCAUGUGAUUGUUUCAUGGUGAGUUUUCCGUUGUAUGGGCGGCUUCGUUCGCGCUAGUAGAGUUGCUGUUGAAAGCAGAAGCAAGAUAUGAGAGACAAUAGAAAUGUAAAAAGCUA